Mytilus trossulus (common blue mussel) is the source of this 1848-nucleotide messenger RNA. RefSeq lists its product as uncharacterized. Lineage: Eukaryota; Metazoa; Mollusca; Bivalvia; Mytilida; Mytilidae. The transcript is spliced from 4 exons. The record is from RefSeq and is a predicted model, not a curated record. Bases 133 to 1497 code for a protein of 454 amino acids.
GGGUGUUUCAUUGAACUUAUUUUUUGUUUUCUGUACGUUCGAUUCGUUUUAUUAAUGUGUAAACUAUGAUGGUCGUUUUGCUUGAACCAUAUUUUCUUCUUGAAGUCUAGCUCGUAGUACACUAGUAUGUGAAUGAAGAAACAUUACUUACACGUUGGUAUCUUUAUAGUCAAGAAAAUGAUACGCAAAUUAAUGGAAAAUAAACUUAUGUCAAAAGAAAAGAGGCAUAUUCCACCAACAGUUAGAAAGUCAAAACGAUAUAAAAGAUUACACUCGGUGUACGCAUUUCAAAGAGUGGCCAGAAUACUUCUUUCCAUCAAUAAAGCAUUUUGGAUUUUGUCAUUACCAUUAUUAGUUGUGAUCUAUAUAUUUACCACUGGACAUGUUCACCGAGAGACGAGGGAAGAUAAUACAAAAACAUGGCUUCUGGUUUUGUGUACAACAUUUGUUCCUUCAAGUCAUCGAGAAAUUGUUUAUAACAAUACUAGGGAUAAUUGGAAGAGUUUGGGAUCAGAUGUGUUACCCGUACUCUUUCUAGAAUCUAAAUAUACUGAAGUAAAAAGAACGUUUGAGGAUAAUGGGUGGGUUGUGCUGCCCGUUGUUGAUGUCAUGUCGGAAGGGUUUCCGGUUAUAAAAAGUUUCUUUUCAGCUAUUAGUAGACACUUCCGGUCUAAGUAUGUUGGAUAUGCUAACGCAGAUAUUCUUUUUAACGACGACUUAGUUCAGACUUUAAAUCUUAUGGAAAAAUACAGACCAUUUGUUGAAAAACAAAAUGAAAUAUUUAUAUCGGGUUCUCGUUAUGACGUUGACAAUAUUACAACGAAAGAUUUUUCGUCUACCGAGAAAAUAAAACAAAUACAAUUGGAUCAUUCUAAGCGCCAUUCACCGAUGGGUCAAGAUUACUUCAUUACUGACUCGUACUAUACGUGGGAUAUGCUGCCACCAAUUGUCGUGGGAAAACAGAGAAUAGACAAUUGGAUUUUAAUAAAUGCAAUCGAAUUCAAUCACACUGCAAUAGAUUCCUCUGAUGUAAUAACAGCUAUACACCAAACUGUAGAUUUAGGUUCAUGGACAGCAGAAAAAUGGAAUACAAACUUGUCCGAUCCAAAAUACAAUGAACACGUGCUGAACGAUCUCCAACAAGAUUUUAUAUAUUUUCAAACCGGAAAUUUAGAUUGUCUCCCUUAUGAGUUUAACUUUACUGUGGCAAAAGAAGUGGUUUUAAUGAAACGACCACAAGUCGCUAAGUUUUGCAAACGGCAACAUGAAAUGGUGGAAGUACUCCGAUUAAGAAAAGAAAAACUAGACAGAAAGAUAAAAUUGGAAUUGAUGAAAAAGAAAAACAAUCAAAAUAAUAACGUGGAGGUAAAGCACAAAAUUGUUAAAAGAUCCCAGGCAGACAUUAUAAAACAAAACAAAGAGACUCUGAAGAAAGCAGGCAUUUUUAAGAAAUACUAUCUAAAAAGAUUGGUGCCUACUUACGACGAAAGAGAUUGAAUUUGAAUAGAUGUUUCUUCUACUUAUAUGUGUGUGACGCGAAGGAGUGGAUACGAAACAUCAUUCUCUUUCGAAAUUUUUACAUUUUUAAAUUAUAUGCAAGACCUUUACGUCUUAUUGCAAAUUUGAAAGAUGUAAGAAUGUUUGAGAUAUGUAUAGUUCUUAUAAUGUCAGUAUCUCGAUGUUUUCCCUAGCACACAAAGACCAAGGGCUGUAUUGUGCGCCAUAGAAAGACAGUUUAGGGACAUUUAAUGUUAAGUGUAAAAUAAAGAGACUGUAGACAGGUAGUCUUUUUUUCAAAUUUUAUACUAGAAAUUUAAAUUGCCACGUAAUAAAAGUUAUCUCCAUAUA